AUGGUCUAUUUCCAUAGCUCAAUCUCGGUCUGCAACUCAGUUGACCAAUCACCACCAACAGCUUCCAUGGCAAAUUCUGUGAAUUCCAGUGAGUUUAAUCUAAAAUCAAGGCACAACAAUAAUCAUGUGCACAAGAACAGGAAGACAGUCAAUGGUUCAAAUUGUAAAACUAUACCUGCCUGUGAUCGAUCUCGAUCAGCUGUUAUUGAUGUUGUGAUCUUGAUUGCUGUUAUUGGUGCUUGUGGAUUCUUGUUAUUUCCUUAUAUCAAGCUUGUAACUCUUGGUUUGAUUGAAUUUGUUGCUGCUAUUCAUCAUGUGGUCAAAGAGGAGGUUAUGAGAAAUCCAAUGAUAUAUGGAUCUAUAGGGAUUAGUACUUUUUGUGCUGCAAUAGUUGCCUGGAUAGUUAUUUUAUGUACUACUAGGAAAUGUGGAAAUCCGAACUGCAAGGGCUUAAGGAAGGCGGCAGAAUUUGAUAUUCAGUUGGAGACUGAGGAGUGUGUGAAGAAUUCUAAUGGUACUUUGGUGAAAGAUGGACUGAAGAGGGGCCUUUUUGAAUUGCCUCGUGAUCACCAUCGCGAAUUGGAGGCUGAAUUGAAGAAGAUGGCACCAACUAAUGGAAGAGCUGUUCUUGUGUUUCGAGCAAGGUGUGGAUGUUCUGUUGGAAGAUUGGAGGUUCCCGGACCUAAGAAGCCAAAGAAGAUCAAGAAGUAG
Molecule: messenger RNA, 711 nt
Organism: Dovyalis caffra
Lineage: Eukaryota; Viridiplantae; Streptophyta; Magnoliopsida; Malpighiales; Salicaceae
Source: the annotation of a GenBank genome assembly